AAAAAGAUAUCUCAAUGGUCUCGACAAAUUGGAAUUUGCGGCUAAACAAAUUUCUCAGAUGAGGAUUGUGCUGACAGAGUUAAAACCACAGUUAGAAGCUUCAGCCAAAGAAACAGCAGACACAGUGCAACAGAUUGAGACAGAGGAAGUAGUAAUUAAACGAGCAACAAUUGAAGUAAAGAAAGAUGAGCAUAUUGCAAAUGCUCAAGCUGAAAUCGCUAAACAACUCAAAAUGGAAUGCGAAGCUGAUUUAGCUGAAGCUCUGCCAGCCUUAGAAGAUGCAACAGCUGCACUUAACACAUUGAAGCCGGCGGAUAUUGCUGUGGUAAAAACUAUGAAAAGUCCUCCAGAAGUUAUCAAGCUAGUAAUGGCAGCUGUAUGUGUAAUGCUGAAUGUACCAGCAAUUAAAACGGAAGAUCCAACCACUGGCGCCAAGAUUCUUGAUUAUUGGACACCCAGCAAACGGGUAUUAGGUGAUAUCAAGUUCCUAGAAUCCCUACGACAAUACGACAAAGAUAAUAUUUCAGAGCAUGUGAUACAG
Molecule: messenger RNA, 541 nt
Organism: Wasmannia auropunctata (little fire ant)
Lineage: Eukaryota; Metazoa; Arthropoda; Insecta; Hymenoptera; Formicidae
Product: dynein heavy chain 7, axonemal-like
Exons: 2
Biological process (GO): microtubule-based movement
Cellular component (GO): dynein complex
Molecular function (GO): minus-end-directed microtubule motor activity; dynein light intermediate chain binding; dynein intermediate chain binding
Source: RefSeq, a predicted model, not a curated record